Messenger RNA from Lachancea mirantina, 1338 nucleotides. NCBI's taxonomy places the organism in Eukaryota, Fungi, Ascomycota, Saccharomycetes, Saccharomycetales, Saccharomycetaceae. The record is from the annotation of a GenBank genome assembly.
AUGAGCACUAAAGGAGUAUCACCGCAGGAGAAUGAGGCCAAAUUGGCAGCAAUAGGGGAGGAACGUUGGACCGCGCGCCCAAAAAACGAUAUCGUGCGUGAAACGUCACACAAGGACACCAAGCAGUCGAACGUGGCUCAAAAAGUCACGCCUGAAAUACUUUCGCAGUUAUUACUGAUCAAGGGUCCAUUGGCCAUCCGGUUCAUUACGCAAGCACUUGCAGAAGCGAUCCCCGGUUUCAAAGCGCUAUCGGCCUCGAAGCAGAGGCGUGUCAUCAUGGGCGUGCUCGAAACAGGGGAUGCACAGAAUGGAGUAGUUUUUGCCAAGAUAGGGUGGGGCCAGUGGUCUGCACGCAAGGUCGAUCCAGAAGUGUUCGAAAAAGAGCGUGAAGCGACAAACAUAGCCAAUGCCAAAAUAAAAGACGCGGUUUCGCAGGAGAGACGACGCAGCAGUAGCAGCAAGAGACACGGCUCGCGAAAGGAGCGUGAAUUCCUCUUCGGAAGCGGGUCCCAGGCAGGGUUCCUAUUUGAUGAGAAUGCGCUAGCGUCUGAAGAAGAGGACGAAGAUAUUGACGCCGAUGAAGAGGACGCAUCUCAUGCCACAAAUUAUGAUGUAAUGAAGAGACGGAAAUCGAGCGUCGUUUUUGCAGACGCGCCGGAGGACCUCGAUAAUGAGCUUAAGUGGCCCUCUAUCCGUCCGCUACUGAAAAACAAUCGGCGCCGGUCGUCAUCCAAAGUGCGGGCUCAGUCAAUAUCGAAACCGGGCUCCUUUAGGGGGUCAGUGGUGAGCCUGGGGUCCAGUGGAAGCACCGAACUAAUCACAACGGCGGCAUUGGACUUGAAAAGUCGCAGUUCGACGGACCUGCAGGCCUCGGUGGACCACGACCAGGACCUGGGCGCCAACCGUUUACACAAUAGGGAGGCCCGGAUGUCGUUCUCCAAAGAAUCUUCGAUACGAUCAACGUUACUGGCGCAUGCCAGUCAUCGCGUGAGUCCGCUUCAAAAAGCUGUCGAGAGUUUACCAGUUGGUGGCGGAGAAAAAGUCUCGCACAGCAACUUCAGCAGCACGUCUCCUCAGCCACUGCGCGAUCUUGACCAGUCCGACACGGACGAAGAAGACUGGGAGCGCAUAGGUGCGGCCUCCUUGAGAAACAGUAGCGAUCGCUCAAGUGUACAAUCCCCUCAAUUAGAGCCCACUGCUCCGUUGCAACAGCCACCACGCAUGGCAUUAGCCACUUCUCCGAAGCUUCCAACAGCGGAUACAAGCAAAAAACGGACACACCGCGGUGCUGAAGACCCAGAAGACGCAGCUUUCCUAUUGAUGAGCCUUAAAUCUUAG